UCUCUGUCUCAGCACUGAGCGGAGAAUCAGGUAUAAACAUAGAGGAGAUAAGAGACAAAAAAAAAAAAAAAGAAAAAGAAAACAGUGAAGCGCGCGGGGAAGGUGGUAUGAGUACUGGAAGUACGAGCAGCAGCGGAGGGGCCGGAGGAAGCGGCGGGGGUUCCGGAGUUGGUGGCGGAGGCGGGCCGUGCGGUGCGUGCAAGUUUCUGCGAAGAAAGUGCGUGAGCGGGUGUAUUUUCGCUCCCUACUUUGACUCCGAUCAAGGCGCGGCGCAGUUCGCCGCCGUGCACAAAGUGUUCGGUGCGAGCAACGUCUCGAAGCUACUGCUUCACAUCCCCGCGCACAAGCGCCUCGAUGCGGUGGUCACCAUCUGUUUCGAGGCCCAGUCGCGCUUACGUGACCCCGUCUACGGCUGCGUUGCGCACAUCUUCGCCCUUCAACAGCAGGUUGUGAGCCUCCAGGCAGAGUUGUCCUACUUGCAGGCCCACCUUGCAACACUAGAGCUGCCCACACCGCCUCCUCUACCGCCACCGACUCUCCCACAAUCACAAGCCUUUUCAAUGCCGGAGCUCCUCUCCUCAUCGAACCUUCCUUCUCAUUCCAGCCUUGACCUGUCGUGGCUCUUCGACCCCCAAUUGCAAAUGCAGCAUCCACAACAGCAGAACCGGCCAGUGGAGCUCCGGCAGCCGCAGCAGCUCGCACGUGUUGCUGGGAGACAAGUGGCAGAGAGCUCAGGCAGCAGUCAAGGAGGAGGAGGAGACCUGCAGGCUUUAGCCAGAGAACUAAUCGAACGACACCGUUCAUCGUCUUCCUCCGACUCGCCAUUGUUGCCCAAGCAACCUUAG
This is a messenger RNA of Dendrobium catenatum, 845 nucleotides long. Its product is annotated as LOB domain-containing protein 30. The coding region runs from base 108 to 845 and encodes 245 amino acids. Gene Ontology annotation, cellular component: nucleus. Gene Ontology annotation, biological process: positive regulation of DNA-templated transcription; hormone-mediated signaling pathway. The transcript is spliced from 2 exons. NCBI's taxonomy places the organism in Eukaryota, Viridiplantae, Streptophyta, Magnoliopsida, Asparagales, Orchidaceae. The record is from RefSeq and is a predicted model, not a curated record.